Vicia villosa (hairy vetch) is the source of this 2850-nucleotide messenger RNA. RefSeq lists its product as uncharacterized. The transcript has 6 exons. Bases 1 to 2850 code for a protein of 949 amino acids. The record is from RefSeq and is a predicted model, not a curated record. NCBI's taxonomy places the organism in Eukaryota, Viridiplantae, Streptophyta, Magnoliopsida, Fabales, Fabaceae.
AUGCUCAUUCAAAAAUCUAGGCUUAAGUGGAUGAAUGAUGGGGAUUCUAAUUCGCGUUUCUUUCAUAAUGUGGUUAGAGAGAAGAGAAGACGUAACCACAUCGGUCCUAUAGUUUGUCCCGGAGGUUUGAUUGAAAAGGUAGAGGAGGUAAAGGAGGAGGUCCGAAAUCACUUUGCUUCGAAAUUCGUUGAGUUAGAGGAGGAUAGAUUGAACCUAGAUGGUAUUCCUUUCAAGUGUAUAAGCAAUGUAGAUCGCGCUUAUCUUGAAAGGCCUUUUGAAGAAAUUGAGAUCAAGGAAGCUAUUUGGGGGUGUGGGAGUGAUAAAAGCCCGGGUCCCGAUGGUUAUUCUUUUUUGUUCAUUAAGAGAUGUUGGUUCUUCCUAAAGGAGGACUUUGUGAGUUUCUUUAAUCACUUUCAUGGGGGCGGAACGUUAUCAAAGGCUAUUAUUUCAUCUUUCUUGCCUUUGGUUCCUAAAUCUUCUAAUCCGGUGGGAGCUUUUGUACCGGGAAGACAACUUUUAGACGGCGUGUUGGUGGCUAGUGAGAUGGUGGAUUUUUCGAAGCAAGAAGGAAGAGCUAGCUUGCUUUUCAAGGUCGACUUUGAAAAGGCUUACGAUAGAGUUUCGUGGAAUUUCCUUAGAUAUAUGUUGGUUAGGAUGGGUUUUGGAGGAGUUUGUAGUGAAGAAGGGGUUAGGCAAGGUGACCCGUUAUCCCCGUUUCUUUUUGUGUUGGUGGCGGAGGGUUUAGCGGGUCUAGUUAAGAAAUCGAGUGAUAUUGGAGAAUAUAAAGGUCUUGAUUUUAAUGGGGGAUGCACGAUAGACAUUUUACAAUUUGCGGAUGACACUCUUUUAGUGGGGGAUAGUUCUUGGAGGCAAGUGUGGGCGAUAAAGGUGGUGCUUAGGGCGUUCGAGUUGGUGUCGGGUCUUGGUAUUAACUAUCAUAAAAGUAAGUUGAUCGGUAUAAAUGUAAAUGCAAAUUUUUUGGAGGCCGAUUCCUUUGUUUUGUCUUGCAAGGUGGAAGAGAGUACUUUCUUUUUUCUAGGCAUUAAGGUGGGAUGUAAUCCGCGGAAAAAUGAGUCUUGGACUCAUCUUGUUUCUAAGAUGAGGAGGAGGUUGUCGGGAUGGAAAAACCGAUUCUUAAGCUUGGGAGGAAGAAUCACUCUAGUGAAAUCGAUUCUUAGCUCUCUUUCCAUUUUCACUAUGUCUUUCUACAAGAUGCCUUCUUCGGUAGCUAAGGAAGUGGAGAGGAUUCAAAAUAAUUUCUUAUGGUGUGGGGGUUUGGAUGAGAGAAGGAAGAUUCAUUGGGUUAGUUGGAAGAACGUUUGUCUUCCGACUUCUAAAGGUGGGCUUGGUAUUAGGGAUGUUGGUGUUUUCAACCUUGCACUUCUUAAUAAAUGGCGGUGGAGGAUCUUAGAAGGGGAAGAAGCGCCAUGGUAUAAUGUUCUAAAAGCCCGGUUUGGUGAUUUGGUGAUGAAUUCUUUUUGUGGAGGUAUGUCUUCUUCUCUUAAUUCUUCUUCUACUUCUUCUUCUUCUUCUUCUUCGGUGUGGUGGAAAGAUUUGAUUUCGAUUGGUAAUUUUUCGGCGGAAUACCCGAUAGAGUCGAAAUGUAGGUUUGUGGUUGGAAAUGGUUUUAUCACUCCGUUUUGGGAAUCUUGUUGGGUGGAUAAUUUUUGUUUAAAGGAGCUUUUUCCCAAGUUGUUUUCGAUUUCUUGUUUGAAAAGGGUAUCGGUGGCUAGUAUGGGCGGUUGGGUUGAUGGAGUGUGGAAGUGGGGGAAUUUCGGUGUGGUUUUGGGUGAUUAUACCGAUCCAUCGGUGGUGGCCGAGCAUGGCAUGCUUCAUAUUUUGUUGUUGGGCCGAAAUGUGCAUAUGGAAGGGAGAGAUAAGGUUGAGUGGAGUGGUUCGGGGGGAGGUUCGUUUUCCGUUGCUUCUUGUUACGAGUUUUUGGCCGGUUUUAAUUAUCCGUUUGGCCCUCCUAAUAGAUUCGAUGUUGUUAAGGAAUUAAUUUGGAAGGUGCAUGUGCCGUUCAAAAUUAAGGCUUUUGGUUGGAGGCUUUUAAUUAAUAGGUUACCAACAAAGGAUUUAUUUAUGUGUAGGGGUGUUUCUUUGUCGAUAGAGAAUUCUUUGUGUGCUUUUUGUGGUACUAUUCCGGAAAGUUGUGAUCAUUCUUUUUUCAAGUGUGAAGAGGCGGGAGUGGUUUGGAGAGAGAUAGCGGUAUGGGUUGGAAAACCGGUGAGUGGAAUGGAAGAAGAUUGCUUACAAAGCUUUAUGGAUUGGUACCUCUUUUGUAAAAAAAAGAAAGUUAAGGAAGGAAGAUGUGGGGUGAUAUGGUUAGCUAUUUUGUGGAAUUUUUGGUUGUCUAGAAACGUUUUUUGCUUCCGCAAUGAAGGUUGGGUUGUUGAUACUACGGUUUGGAAUAUCAAGUCUUUGUUAUGGAAGUGGUCGUUUUUCGGAGAAAUUACGCACCCAAUAUAUAGUUUCUAUGAGUUUACAAAAGACCCUUUGUUUUUCCUCUCAACUAUAUUUGGGAAGGAGUGGCUGCUGUUUCUAGAUAUAGCAGUAGUGGUUUCUUUUGCUGUGGGGCUUAGUUUUGAAGAAACAUGGGUGUACUGGUGUGUGCUAGGCGGUGGUGCGGAGGCGAGUGCGAACAGUUUCGUCCGCGGUGGAGGUGAUGGUAGGUCUUCAUCGUUUGGCCGACUGCGGGUGUUGCGUUUCUUCCGCAGUGCAGAUCAGAGGGAGAUGACUGUGUUUCGCGUCAGCGAGUUUGGUUGUUCCAGCGACGGUAGGAUUGGAUCCGAAGGGAGAUUGAUGGACCCAUUUGUGAUUUCGGUUGUUGCUACUGUUAGUGAACCAUGA